UCUCUCUCUCUCUCUCUCUCUCUCUCUCUCUCAUAGCAAAAGUGCAAAACUUACCCAUAUCUCACAAACUUUCCGUCCACCGUUAAAUUACUGCGGUCCCAACCCCAUACACAAUCACUCGAUCUCUAUAAGUACAUGAAGUAGCCGCACACUCCGUAUAGUGAUUAGAUUAGAUUAGAAAGGUGAAUUCGCAGAAAAAGAAACGAGAAUGGUGAUGGGUCGGCAAGAAACGAUUUUGGUGACUGGUGGGGCUGGGUUCAUAGGUACCCACACCGUGGUUCAGCUUCUUGAUGAAGGCUUCAUAGUUUGGAUCAUUGAUAAUCUUCACAACGCUGUAGAAGAAGCUGUUCAAAGGGUCAGAGAGUUGGUUGGACCCCAGCUCUCCCAGAAUCUUCAUUUCUGUUUGGGUGAUAUCAGAAACAAGGAUGAUUUGGAGAAGUUGUUUUCUCAGACAAAGUUUGAUGCUGUUGUCCAUUUUGCUGGGCUUAAAGCUGUUGGAGAGAGUGUUGCUCAUCCAUUUCGUUAUUUCGAUAACAACCUAAUUGGAUCAAUAACCUUAUAUUCAGUAAUGGAAAAGUAUAAUUGUAAGAAGUUGGUUUUCUCGUCUUCAGCAACAGUCUACGGUCAGCCUGAGAAGAUUCCAUGUGUAGAGGAUUUUCAAUUGAAGGCUAUGAACCCUUAUGGUCGUACCAAGCUGGUUCUUGAAGAGAUUGCUCGGGAUAUUCAAAAGGCGGAUCCUGAAUGGAGAAUAAUUUUGCUGAGAUAUUUCAAUCCUGUUGGUGCUCAUCCGAGCGGAAAACUUGGGGAAGAUCCAAUAGGCAUUCCCAACAAUCUCAUGCCUUACAUCCAACAAGUAGCUGUUGGGCGAUUGCCGGAGUUAAAUGUUUAUGGUUACGAUUAUCCCACCCCUGAUGGCACUGCAAUACGAGACUAUAUCCAUGUUAUGGAUUUAGCAGAUGGCCAUGUUGUUGCGCUUCAUAAACUUCUCAAACAAGAUAAUAUAGGUUGUGUUGCCUACAACUUGGGAACUGGUGAGGGAACAUCUGUCCUGGAAAUGGUAGCUGCCUUUGAAAAAGCUUCUGGGAAGAAAAUUCCGAUCAAACUAUGCCCGAGAAGAGCAGGGGAUGCAACAGCCGUCUAUGCAUCAACCCAGAAGGCUGAGAAAGAGCUUGGUUGGAAGGCGAAGAAUGGCAUAGAUGAGAUGUGCAGAGACCAGUGGAAAUGGGGAUCUCAGAACCCCUGGGGAUACCAGUCUCAACCUUGAAGCUUGAAGCUUGAAGGGCUGCCUAUACUAUACUAAAACUAGUAAUAACAUCUGUCUUAGAAAGAAACAUAUGCCGUGUGUUUGUAUGUCUGCAAGCAAGCAAGCAAGCUGUAAUUUGUUGUCAUCUCCUUUAUAUUUAUUUGCAACUCUUCUAAUUAGACUUAUUUUCAUACAACAACAAAAUCAUCAAACUCAAAUUCAUUCUCAGUUUUCUCAA
Molecule: messenger RNA, 1481 nt
Organism: Ipomoea nil (Japanese morning glory)
Lineage: Eukaryota; Viridiplantae; Streptophyta; Magnoliopsida; Solanales; Convolvulaceae
Product: bifunctional UDP-glucose 4-epimerase and UDP-xylose 4-epimerase 1-like
Exons: 9
Coding region: 209-1264 (351 amino acids)
Biological process (GO): rRNA processing; galactose metabolic process
Cellular component (GO): cytosol
Molecular function (GO): UDP-glucose 4-epimerase activity; RNA binding
Source: RefSeq, a predicted model, not a curated record